CCACGUAUUUUUGGAUUUAGAAUACAUGAGAUAGCAGAACAGCAUCGAUGGCAGGAUCAAGUCAGAGAGGAGUUUGAAGCGAAACGAAGAGAUAGACAGCAACAAUAUGAAUCAUCCACCACAAUAUCAUAAAGGUUUUUGAUCAGUUUGAGUUUGAGUUUUCGAAUGGGAAACACUAAUUCCACACCAAAAACAACUUAUAAGGAAGAACAACAAAAGAAAGGAGUUGUUAAACCUGAUUCACAACGGAUUUCUGCUACUUCUUCUGCAGUUUCGACUAUUUCUUCAACAUCGUCCCAUUUAAACACGCAAAGACAUCGGUCGUCGAUACCGACAGCAACGACUUCUACAGAUUCGAAAGUGGGCAUAGACGCUGGUCAUGCUUCUUCAGCAGAACCCAACGUCAAACCUGUCAAUAAUUUGAAUAGUAGUAACGAUAGCAAUGCUAGUGUUAGUAACAGCAGCAACAAGGAAAAACUAGAGCAAACUCAAGAACAACAAAAUCCAGAGCCAACAAAAGCUGUACCGGUAGCAACUUCGAAUAAACCUGCACAGCAACAAAAAAUUGGCUGGCUUUCUAGUACAGGCGGAGCCAGCCCUUGGUUUAGCUCCCUAUCGUCCUCUACCUCUUCUUCACAUCAACCUUAUCAUCAUCAUCACCGUGCUUCUAUUAGUGGUCCGUAUUAUCGUACGCGUGGAAUGAGUCCACAACAUUCACAACUUCAGAACUCUCAUUCCUACCAGCAACAGCAUGCUUUAUCUAAUCCAAGCAAUAUGUCUACUACCUCGAAUACUAUAGCCACACCUGUUGUCGGAAAUACAGCAAGUGAAGGUGUGCCCACCAUCAUAACGUGGACUCAAGGUGGAAAUAAUGUCUAUGUCACGGGUACAUUUAAUGGAUGGAAGCAUAAAAUAAAGCUUGUGAAAAGUGUGCAUGACUUCAGCGCUGUGUUGGAAUUACCUCCUGGAACCCAUAGAUUGAAAUUUAUCGUGGAUGAUGAAUGGAAAUGCUCGAACGACAUGGAAACAGCUACAGACCCAGAUGGCAAUUUAGUUAAUUACUUACAAGUGAUGGAUGAAGAAGAAGACAACGAUAGUGAGAAUGACGAUGAUGAUGAUGAUGAUGAUGAUGAUGAUGAUGAUAUCUCUAUCAUUUCUUCUUUCGAUUCUGUAACAGCCAAAGAUCACCCUGAAGCAGCUAAAAAAUAUUCCAAUGCGAUACCUUAUGAAUUGAUGCAAUUAGCCAAUCUAGUUAGUAAAACGGAGCAACUACAACAACAGCUACAGCAGCAACAGCGUACUGCCUCUACUACACAAAAUGUGUCAACAAUAAAUGACGAGCUGGUGCAGCAGAAGAAAUUGAUAUUAGAAUGGGAAAAGAAACAACCUCAACCUCCUACUCUACCACCACAUUUAGACAAAGUCUUGUUAAACUCGGGUACAGUCUCUGAGGAAGACAACUCAGUAUUGAACGAGCCCAACCACGUUACCCUGAACCAUCUAUAUGCCUGUUCAAUCAAGGAUAAUGUAAUGGCUUUGGCAACUACUACAAGAUAUAGGAAGAAGUAUGUUACUACAAUGUAUUAUAGACCCGUAUUUCCCAAAGAAGAAUCGUAGUGACAAUAGUCUGCAUAUUCUUCAUUAUGUUAUUACCAUAUUUCACAUAUAUUAUAUUCACAUAAGUUGUAUUUUGUAACAUAAAGGAUUGAAUAACAACGGUUCUGUGAGUCGUAGGUAGUAUCAAUCUGGAAUGAGUACUUCUCUACAAUCAUUUAAACAUUGU
Messenger RNA from Mycotypha africana, 1783 nucleotides. RefSeq lists its product as uncharacterized. Gene Ontology annotation, molecular function: protein kinase binding. The record is from RefSeq and is a predicted model, not a curated record. Lineage: Eukaryota; Fungi; Mucoromycota; Mucoromycetes; Mucorales; Mycotyphaceae. Gene Ontology annotation, cellular component: cytoplasm; nucleus; nucleotide-activated protein kinase complex. The transcript is spliced from 7 exons. Gene Ontology annotation, biological process: signal transduction. The coding region runs from base 166 to 1617 and encodes 483 amino acids.